AUGGAAGCUCUUGAAACUACGAUUGGUUAUUGGGAAGAUGCACUGUCGGCAUAUGGCGCGAAAACAGCCGAUAAUUUGUCUUUGGCCGUUACAAAUGUUGAAGAUGCCGAAUUUUCCAGAGAAUUGCAAAAAUUAUUGGAUGCCGCGUACAAUUUGCAAGAAGAAAGUGAAUUAUUAUUUUUAGAUCAGAGAUCAGUGUUAUUUAGAACUGAAAGCUCCAAUAAAUUGCAUAGCGAAAGUGGAGAAAUUGAAAGUAGAAUAUCAUUAUCAUGUGCAGAAUCAUUUGUAUCAGCUCAAGAUGAAAUAGCCGACCUGGAAGAUUUUGAAGAGUUUUCAGAUGUUUUUUCCGAUUUUUCCAACCUUCCACUUUAUCAAUCAGCUAUACAACAAUUAGAAACAUCGGGUAUUCCAUUUAGAUGUUUGCGAACUGAAAUGGUUCACUGUGCCAACGAUAUAGAAUACCUGGGAAAACUUCAUUGCAUACGUUUAGCAUUUAGAUAUAUAUUCAAAGACCAAUCAAUGUGGUUGUGGUUUGCCGAUUCAGGUCGUCAAGUAUUAACUGAUUUGAUAUUGUAUGCUGAUAAAGAUCCAAAAGAAUUUUUAAUUGCGUACGAAGACAUGUUGGGUUAUUUGCAAAAUAAAAAAAAUUGGCAAGAUUUUGAAACUGAAUUGUUUGCUAAAGAAGUUAAAGCUCUGACAUUUUAUGAUGUUGUUUUGGAUUACAUAUUGAUGGACGCAUUUGAAGAUUUGGCAUCACCUCCGUCUUCAGUUACCGCUGUUGUUCAAAAUAGAUGGUUAUCUAAUGGUUUUAAAGAAACGGCUCUGACCACAGCCGUAUGGUCUGUUUUAAAAGCCAAGAGAAAGAUGUUAAAAUUUCCAGGGGGAUUCAUGUCUCAUUUUUACGCAAUUUCAGAGCAAAUGUCUCCACUAAUGGCUUGGGGAUUUUUAGGCCCCGAUGAAAAAUUGAAAGAAACUUGUUUUUAUUUUAAGCACGAAGUAAUGGCAUUUUUAAUUGAUAUAUUCAGUUUUCAAAAAACUCGUUACACUAUCGUUGAAGAAUUAGCCGAAGAUAUAUUUAAGCACAUUCAAUAUCGAAUGAAUAAUAUUAUUGAAAAAUUAUCUCAAACGAGUUAUUGUACUCUAAGUUUUACUGUUAUACCAAAUCUAGAAUUACUAUUUAAUUUAAGCCUGACAUGA
This is a messenger RNA of Pediculus humanus corporis (human body louse), 1197 nucleotides long. RefSeq lists its product as uncharacterized. Gene Ontology annotation, biological process: mitochondrial fusion. The transcript has 8 exons. The record is from RefSeq and is a predicted model, not a curated record. Lineage: Eukaryota; Metazoa; Arthropoda; Insecta; Psocodea; Pediculidae. Bases 1 to 1197 code for a protein of 398 amino acids.